UUGAAUAGUAAAAUGACACAAUCACCAAAAAAAUACGUGUCUACGUACACAAGUUCGACAACCAACCGAGGGGUCGAAGCUAAGGAGGUAGAGAUUGGCAACAUACAACUGGAUUGCUCGUCUCAAUACCAGGAGAGUACGGAUGUCGAGACACGCUCGCCGGCGUCAGCGGACACAGGUUCAUACCUACAGGUCGUAGUCCAAAAACACAAGAAAAAAGAACCGACGGUCGCCGCAACGCAGACGUCCCCUCGACUACCCAUCGCUUCUAGUCCUAUCAAAACCAUCAGGAAUGGUUCAGGAGACCAUCCUGUAUACGUCUUACCUCAUCAUAUGUUAGUUUACAACCCUCUAAACCAUGAGAAACAAGAGAAAAAGAAGUUAUCGACCAUCAAAGAGCCUACGCGUUCAUUUUGGUCAAAAUUUAUAGAAAACACCGAAACUGCACCCGAUAAAGUAGAUUUAUACUAUUUUGAAAAAACUACAGGUGAUUUUUUAGCGACGUCAGGUAUGUAUACGUAUACUGAAAGAUUUUCCGCACAAAUGUCUAGAAUACCAAAUAGAAUUCUAGCUGAAAUGUUUUCUAUACCCCAAAUCAUUGCUAAUAUACCUGUGGCUAUAUUGUUAAAUUUAGAACGAGCUAUUUUUGUUACGCUUAGAAAUAUAAUCGUGGGUAGCGUUCAGAUUUGGUCGGAUAAUUUUCUAAAGCCAGUUUUGGCUUUAUUUUUUAAUUCUAUAAUACAACCCCCUUUAGUUUUAAUUGGUAAUGUAGGGAGAAGUGUGAGGGAUGCUUUAAAACCGUUGGCAGAUAUAAUUGGGGACUUUUUAGAGCCGGCAGUGAAAGUGUUAAGUGCUAUAAGACUAGUGAAUAUUGAGAAGAAAUGUGCUCAUAAUGUGUAGAUAGUUGGAAAUUAACCUUUUAACGGCCAUCACGUUUUUAAGAAGUCACGCACACGCCAACAUCAUUUUUAUGAGUGA
This is a messenger RNA of Cydia amplana, 978 nucleotides long. RefSeq lists its product as uncharacterized. The record is from RefSeq and is a predicted model, not a curated record. NCBI's taxonomy places the organism in Eukaryota, Metazoa, Arthropoda, Insecta, Lepidoptera, Tortricidae. The transcript is spliced from 2 exons. The coding region runs from base 13 to 900 and encodes 295 amino acids.